Molecule: messenger RNA, 4828 nt
Organism: Cynoglossus semilaevis (tongue sole)
Lineage: Eukaryota; Metazoa; Chordata; Actinopteri; Pleuronectiformes; Cynoglossidae
Gene: nlk2
Product: nemo-like kinase, type 2
Exons: 11
Coding region: 2385-4040 (551 amino acids)
Biological process (GO): protein phosphorylation
Molecular function (GO): MAP kinase activity; ATP binding
Source: RefSeq, a predicted model, not a curated record
AAAUAUCAAGCACCAAUGCCGAACAUUUAUAACAACAACAUCUAUUUUAUAUUUAUUUGAAACUACACUGAUAUUUUGUAGAAAAGGGGAAUCAAUGCCGUCUAGCGGUGAAAUUAUGUACUACAACUAAAUGUAUGUAUUUGUGGUGAUGAUUGAUGAACUCGGGUUCUGGGACCCACGACGACAAUUAAAAGUAUAUUAAUUAAAUUCUACCACAAAGAGAAGGUAUUUAUAUAAAAAAAUAGAAAGUCUGUAGAAACACUAUGCAAAUAUACAGGCUGCUCCUAUCGAAUAUGCUAAAGAUAUUUAAAACAGAACCCGGCUAAGUACACUAUAGCUUGCCACAGAUACACUGGAUGUAGACACAACCGACGCUAUAAAUGACUACAGACCUCAGCUGCAGAUUCAGCGGCCACAGAAAUUCUUAGUAGAGUUGUGUUAAUACCAGGUAGUACACUUGUUACAGGAAAACGCUACAGAUACACUUCCUGCGCACAGGCCUGAUUAGCAGACACUUGUUGCCGAUACAGACUGGUUACGAUACGGACAACACUGACAGCAGGCUUUUUUUUUGUAGAAACAGUCAAAAAAAAAAAGCAAAAUAAAAACCGUUACAGAUUCUGGUUAAAGACACACGGAGUACAGAUUCACUUUGGUACAAGGGAAAAAAACAGCCAACACACAGAGACAGUAGAUGGUGUUUGUACUGGAUAAACUGGCUACAGGAACGAGCUACACAUGCACUGGCUGCAGUCACUUGUCGUGGGAACCAGCUUUAACAAAUGGCCAUGAGCUACGGUCACCGACGCUGGCUGCGGGAACACGCCACAGAGGUCCACGGGAUGCAGACGCACUGGCCGCAAGACGCACUGGCUGCUCUCACUGACAAUCAAGCAGCUUACAGUGAUGUCAAAGCUGCGCGCUCGCUGAUUGGCUGCCCAGCGCGCAUAAUCUUACUUCCGAGUAUCUUAGGGUCUGUUCACCAUGUUGGAUCCUCAUCUCUCGGAUGCCUUGCGAUCGAUAGUUUGACCCUUUCCCAGGAGGAGGCAGGAGCUGCAGCGGCCGCCACAGCAGCUGCGGUAAACGGAGACCGGUGCCGUGAGACCGUGACGCUGACGCGCAUCAGCGGAUCGACGCCGCGGCUUCCUGUUUGGAGAUGAGCGACGCGGAGGCCGGGCUGUGUUGAUGCGGACUCCUCUCAGCUAGCGACCGAGCUGUCAGGUUCAUCUCUACCCGUCUCCCGCGUUCGCCCGUUUGUUCUACAUUUAGAAAAGGAUCAAAGUUUUGUGCCGUGUUUUUUCCUCCUGCUCCGGAUGUGCAUGUGUGCAUCAGCGGCAGACGGACGCAGACGGACUGGCUGCUGCUGCUGCUGCUGCUGUCCAUGGGGAUAAGAAGUUGCGUGUCAGCCGCCGUGUUGAGGAUCUCUCUCGCCUCCGUCACAGUGAUGAGUGGUUUGUUUUCUGGAGGAUCUCUGCUUGAGUAAUAUGUGAGAGCAGUGGACGGACGCGGCCUGGGCCUGUCUGUCUGUCUGCCUGCCUGCCUACUGUACUGUGGCCUGGGCUGGAAAAUACCUCCACUGCAGCGGAUCAGCAGCACUGGUAAUUACGGCCCCGGAGAUUAGCCUUGUUUACGGUGCACACAGCACACAGCGGAGAGGGAGCUUUCAUUGUUGGAUGAGAAUUCUCGACCGUGCCAAGCCUCGGUGCUGCUGCUGGUGGCGGCGGCGGUGGCAGCAGGAGCCGCAGCUCGUGCCAACUUGGACACUUUUGGAAAAGAUGCUGCCUCCUCCCAUGUGAUGAUCUUCGCACCACAGUGUUGAGACCAGGAGGGGAGGCAGGGGCCCCAACUCUGUCAGAGAUGAGGGGCAUCUAGGGGCCACCGAGUUUUAUUUUGUUGGGGGGUGGGGGUUGUUUUGGAUCAGCAUAUCUGUUCAGAGUCAUCGCCAUCGUUCGACGUAGUGGGUCACGUUUACAGGUGACACACAGAAAUAUUUAUUUUUAUUUUUUGUUGACUUUAAUUUGUUGUUUUUUGUAAUAAUAACAAAGUGUCAAAAAUCACUGUUUCCAAAAACUCACAAUGACAGUAACAUCCUCAAAGGUGUUCCCGAAGAAGCUGAGGUCACAGAACUGUUUUUACUUUUAGGUACAAAAAAGGCUUCAUCAGUCAUUAGGACUGAGUUAUUAUCCAGUAAUAGUUUGUUAAAUGCAGAUUAUAUGGCUCUUCUCAGCAAGUAGCUGCGUCUCCGACUUCCACGGACAUCUGGGUGUUUUCUAUAGCUAUGUUGUCUCCGUGUUUCCUGCGCGUUGAGUCCAGUCAUUAACACCACCCUCAGCAGCAGCAGCAGCAGCAGCAGACACUGACGGGGCCUGUGUGAGUGUCAGUGAAUGGCUCUUUGCAGCACGGCGGCUGCAAAUGUUCCAAAAAUGAUGGCUGCUUACAAUGGUGGCUCCUCUGCUGUGGCUGCCCAUCACCCGCAUCCGCACCACCACCAGCUCCAGCACCUCCCAGCCCCACACAUGCACCACCAUCACCACCCUGGCCAGCAUCACCUACAGCACCCGGGUUCUGCUGCCGCUGUCGCCGCCGCCGCCGUGCACACUGACCAGCAGCAGCAGCAGCACGCCUCCACUGCCGCCGCAGCCGCUGCCGCCGCAGCCGCAGCGGUGAUGCUCAACCCAGGUCAGCAGCAGCCUUACUUUCCCUCCCCAGCACCAGGACAAGCUCCUGGGCCAGCAGCGGCCGCCGCUCCAGCGCAGGUCCAAGCCGCGGCGGCUGUCAAAGCCCAUCACCAUCAUCAUCACCAUCAUCACCACCAGCAGCAGCAACAUCAGCAUCAACAUGGCCACCACCUGCAGCAGCAGCUGGACAUCGAGCCGGACCGGCCCAUUGGCUACGGCGCGUUUGGAGUUGUGUGGUCAGUGACAGACCCCAGAGAUGGAAAACGAGUCGCCCUCAAAAAGAUGCCCAAUGUCUUCCAAAACCUCGUGUCUUGUAAGAGGGUGUUUCGGGAGUUGAAGAUGCUGUGUUUCUUCAAGCAUGAAAAUGUUCUCUCCGCUCUGGACAUACUUCAACCUCCACACAUCGACUACUUCGAGGAAAUCUACGUGGUGACAGAACUGAUGCAAAGUGACCUUCAUAAGAUCAUCGUUUCUCCACAGCCUCUGAGCUCAGAUCAUGCCAAAGUCUUUCUGUAUCAGAUUCUAAGAGGACUGAAAUACCUUCAUUCUGCUGGCAUUCUACACCGAGACAUCAAACCUGGCAACCUUCUGGUUAACAGCAACUGCGUGCUCAAGAUCUGUGACUUCGGACUCGCCCGAGUGGAGGAGUCCGACGAGUCACGCCACAUGACUCAGGAAGUCGUAACCCAGUACUACCGAGCUCCAGAGAUCCUGAUGGGGAGCCGUCACUACCACAACUCCAUCGAUAUCUGGUCUGUGGGCUGCAUCUUUGCUGAGCUGCUGGGCAGACGGAUCCUCUUUCAGGCCCAAAGUCCAAUCCAGCAGCUGGACUUGAUCACUGACCUUCUGGGGACUCCGUCCAUGGAGGCCAUGAGGACGGCGUGUGAAGGGGCUCGUGCUCACAUUCUCAGAGGACCUCACAAACAGCCAUGCCUUCCUGUUCUCUACACACUUUCCAGCCAAGCCACCCACGAAGCUGUCCAUCUUCUCUGCAGGAUGCUGGUCUUUGAUCCUUCAAAGAGAAUCUCAGCUAAGGACGCUCUGGCUCACCCCUACCUGGACGAGGGUCGACUGCGCUACCACACGUGCAUGUGCAAGUGCUGCUACACCACCUCCUCGGGCCGCGUGUACACCAGUGACUUUGAGCCCAUCACUAAUCUCAAGUUUGAUGACGGCUUCGAGAAGAACCUGAGCUCUGUCAGACAGGUCAAAGAGAUCAUCCAUCAGUUCAUUCUGGAGCAGCAGAAAGGGAGUCGAGUGCCGCUCUGCAUCAACCCCCAGUCUGCUGCUUUUAAAAGCUUUAUCAGCUCCACAGUGGCUCAGCCGUCUGAAAUGCCUCCGUCUCCGCUGGUGUGGGAAUAGUCGCUGCUGCUGCUGCCGCUGUGACGUCAUCGGCCCCAACUGACACGCUGCUAAACCGGGAACAAAGAGCGCAUCUCAGCGUCUUCUCUAAUCUCUGUAGCAUUUCACUGGAGAGCAGGCCUGGUGAGGAACAGUCCACUGGUAACGGCUUCACGGUCUGUAGCAGAGGGUUUGGGGCGGGAAGGGAAGGAACGAAGAAAAAAGCUCUGAAGACCAAAAUACUGAAUAUUGGAGACAAACCCACGUGCCCAUGUCCAGGUAGUUUAGAUGAAACCUAUCUGAUAUAUGAAGUCAAUUAAUUAUUAUUAUUUCUUUCUUCUUAUUUUCUGUACAUUAUUACAAGUUUUAAAUGUCAAUUUUCAAAGUUCUUGUAAUUGUAAUUAGACUCGUCUGCUUCACUGCGUCCACCUUAAAAACACACACACACACACGCCGUCUGCUUCUUGUUUAGACAAUCGAUUCGAGCGAGUUGAUAGUGUAGGUGCAACAUUAGACGUGCUAGUUUCUCUAUUUUAUCCAAAAACUAAUUUAACUUAUUGGAAGCCUAGUGUCCACAGUGUUCCUAAUAUUUGGUCCUGGUUUUUAAACACGAAACAUUUUGUUUGCCAAAGACGAGGGAAUCACGUAUAAAAUGUCACACUGUUCGUUCUGCAAAUUGUAGCAGCACAUUUUCAGACAUUGAACCGAGUCUGACGAGUGUCAGGCAUUUGGAAAGGUCGAGUGGGGUCAGCGAGGGUCAGCGAGUCCAAAGUCGACUCUUUUUAUAUGUUAUUUUUUACAAAAACACU